AUGCUUUCUAGCUCCCUGUCCCGGUGUUACGGUUUACUUCGGAGCCCUUGUUUGAAAAGAAGCUUUCAAACGGGGGUUUUAGCGAAGAAACAAGAGAAUACCUCGCUAUUUGGAUCAAUAACUGAAGGUGUGGAAGAGCAGGCCGACGAUCCGCAAAAGAUCUCCAAUAGGCUUACAGCAACCACCAAUGCGGUUGAAAAUGAGAAUGCGGAUCCCAAAACAUCUGUAACAGUAGCCAACGACAAACUUCUACAGUCUUUCAUCAAGAAAACGCAAUCAACCAUGUUGGCCACUGAUGCACUACUCUCACCAUUUAAGAAACGACUAUAUGAAGAAAACUGUAGAAUUAACGGUGGGUUCUAUAAGAAGGAUACACUUGUGACUUUAACAGAGGAAAACGGACAAAAAUUCAAGUAUAAACUGAAUUUAAGUCGUGAAGAAGUCGAUGCGUUGGAGCCUAGUGUUUAUGUGAAAUCGUACCGAAUUAAAUCUUCCAUGAAAAAAGCAACACAACUUCUAAGAUUGUUGAACGGCUUAGAUGCCAAAGUCGCUUUGACGCAAUGCCACUUCUCAGACAAGAAAAUUGCCCGCGACGUUGCAGAAGUACUUUCACGGGGAAUACAGGAUGCCGAAAAGUUAGGUCUGCAACCAGACAAUCUGUAUAUUGCACAGCUAUGGACCGGUAGUGAUGGAUACUGGCAGAAAAGAAUCGAUAUCAAGGCAAGAGGAAGAAAUGGUGUGAUAACACAUCCUUACGUUCAUGUAAGAUGCAUUUUGAAGACUAAGGACGUCACGAAACGCCGUAUUGCGUUCGAGCAGCAGUUAAAGCAGGAAAGAAGAGCGCCUUGGGUGCAACUAAGAGAUCAGCCCGUAAGAGGUGCCAUGGGAGGCGUUUACAAAUGGUGA
Molecule: messenger RNA, 906 nt
Organism: Lachancea lanzarotensis
Lineage: Eukaryota; Fungi; Ascomycota; Saccharomycetes; Saccharomycetales; Saccharomycetaceae
Gene: MRPL22
Product: LALA0S12e03818g1_1
Exons: 1
Coding region: 1-906 (301 amino acids)
Biological process (GO): ribosome assembly; translation
Cellular component (GO): ribosome; mitochondrial large ribosomal subunit
Molecular function (GO): structural constituent of ribosome
Source: RefSeq, a predicted model, not a curated record